CGAUAGGGAUACCCGUCGAGUCUCAUCGACGAGCGAUGUCGUUGAUAGUCGUUUUUUUGAAGAGUGCACUCAUAUCUAUAUAGGGACCCGACGGAGAGCUCGCAAGCUCGAGAAUGUAGUAUCCUAGUGGGCGCUUGCUGGCGGAGACUCAAGCUCAGGCUUUCGCGGCGGCCAAGCGAGUCGAAACAGGUGGAAGAUCUCCGGCGCGAUACUCUGAAGAGUACCACACCAAGAGCUAUCGCGUGACUAUCGAUGAUGGUGGAAGGCACGUUGCCAGAACGCGAUUGGUUGGCCCGGCGCGCGUCUCCGCUCGGCUCGUGCUUUGCUGCAUGCCGAUCAUCACUUCGCUAAGCUCGAUAUUUCCUCGAGAGGUCGAGUUGGAGAAACGAGGAUCUUGAGGAAUGCCAAGCGUGAAAUGACGAUCUUCGGAAUCGUGCCCGAUUCUAAAUCGAUGUCAUCCUCAUCGUCGCGAUGUUGGAGAGACAAACGCUGUCUGGUCAGUUAAUUACGUCUCUCCGGUGCGACUCGCGAUCCUAUAAACGGCGAAUGUCGCGAGGCGCGACGGUCUCGGUAAGAAACCAUUUCGAUAUUCGCAUUUUAGAGAGCAAAUGUGAUGACAAAAAAUCUUCAGAGAAAUCGAAUUUGUUUUUCCCGCAAGAAAAAGCUUUGUUGAAAAAAUUAAGUAUACGCAGCCGCGACGAGUAGAUAAAUAAAUAGAAUUCGUAGAUAAAUAAGCAAAAUAAAUAGAUGGAAGUAGAAGGGUUGCUGAUAGCAAGGAAGAUAGAAGAUGUAGAUCUUGGAUUUAUGAGCUAAGAUCAGAUUAGAGGAAUGUUAGAAACCGAGAAGAACUUGAAUUAAAAAUAGAAAUUAGCAGUGUGAUCGUUUUUUGAGAGAGAUCUAGGGCAAUAAUCGUACUACUGAUCGCGCGGCGGACUUGAAGAAGCAUGAAUCAAACAAACGUCAGUUUGAGCUGACGUAAGAAGAAUCGGCGGCAAGAAGCGGCGUGUUCCAUACCAUAAAUUGAAGGAAAGGAAGCCUUUAAGUUCCAAGAAUUUAUUGAAUUUGAAUGUAAAAGAGAUUUUUUGGAAAGUUGCCAAGUCGCAAAUGCAAAAAGUUGUUUCAAGUUUGUUGCAAGAAAGAUAUUUGAAGCACAAUCAUCGAGGCAGCGACAAAUAUUCGAGUGGCGCACGGUUUCAAUUCAUAAAUGUCGAACCAGCGAAGAAACGCUCUACACAAGAAUCUAUUGCCCAAGCAAGUAUCCAUCGUAAGCGAUCGAUGUGGAUCGAAUCAUCAAUGUUAGACUACUCAUAGAUGUAGAUGUCGUUAUUCUGAAGAAAAGGAUUCUAGACUUGAAGUUGAAGAUUGAUUCGGCGUGAUAGAAGCGGAGCGUGCCGCCGAUACGCUUCGGGUACGGUCAACGCUGGCUCUCCCGCUACCCUGAAGGAAGAUUCCACCUUCAAAUAUGGCCUCGGUGGCAGCGUGGCUGCCAUUCGCCCGUGCAGCGGCGAUCGGCUGGGUACCGAUCGCCACACACCCACUGCCACCGCCGCCGAUCCCGAAGGAUCGGCGCAAGGCCGACGAUGAGAAGCUAUUAAUCAACGUGAGCGGUCGUCGCUUCGAGACGUGGCGUAACACCUUGGAGAAGUAUCCGGACACGCUGCUCGGCUCGAACGAACGCGAAUUCUUCUACGAUGAAGAGAGCAAGGAGUACUUCUUCGACCGGGAUCCGGACAUCUUCCGGCACAUUCUCAACUAUUAUAGAACUGGGAAAUUACACUAUCCGAAGCACGAGUGCCUGACGAGCUACGACGAGGAAUUGGCGUUCUUCGGCAUCCUGCCGGACGUGAUCGGUGACUGUUGUUACGAGGAUUAUCGGGAUCGCAAGCGCGAGAACGCCGAGCGGCUGAUGGACGAUAAGCUGAGCGAGAAUGGCGAUCAGACCCUCCAGCAGCUGCUCGACAUCCGGCAGAAGAUGUGGCGAGCCUUCCAGAAUCCGCACAUCUCCACCGCCGCGUUGGUGUUCUACUACGUUACCGGGUUCUUCAUCGCUGUGAGCGUGUUGGCGAACGUGGUGGAGACCGUGCCGUGCGGCAAUCGUCCGGGCCGCGCCGGCACUCUCUCGUGCGGCGAGCGUUACAAGAUCGUCUUUUGCCUGGACACUGCAUGCGUGAUGAUCUUCACAGCCGAGUACCUGCUGAGGCUGUUCGCCGCGCCCAGCCGGUGCAAGUUCGCGCGCUCCGUGAUGUCGAUCAUCGACGUGGUCGCGAUACUGCCGUACUACAUCGGACUCGGGAUCACCGACAACGACGACGUAUCGGGCGCGUUCGUGACGCUGCGGGUGUUCCGCGUGUUCCGUAUCUUCAAAUUCUCGCGUCAUUCGCAGGGACUACGUAUCCUGGGCUACACUCUAAAGUCCUGUGCCUCCGAGCUGGGUUUCCUCGUGUUUUCGCUCGCGAUGGCCAUCAUCAUCUUCGCCACCGUCAUGUUCUACGCGGAAAAGAACGUCGACCAAACCAACUUCACCUCGAUACCCUCCGCCUUCUGGUAUACCAUCGUCACGAUGACUACGCUGGGCUACGGUGACAUGGUUCCGAAAACGAUCGCGGGAAAAGUCGUCGGGGGUGUAUGCUCCUUAAGCGGUGUCCUAGUGAUCGCUUUACCGGUACCUGUUAUCGUGAGUAACUUCAGCAGAAUAUAUCAUCAAAACCAACGUGCUGACAAACGGAAGGCGCAAAGGAAAGCCAGAUUGGCGCGUAUCAGAAUCGCGAAGGCAUCGAGCGGCGCUGCCUUCGUGAGCAAAAAGAAGGCAGCGGAAGCGCGUUUAGCCGCUCAGGAGAGCGGACUGCAGCUGGAGGAGUUCUACAAGGAGGAGGAUAUCUUCGAGCUGCAGCAUCAUCAUCUACUUCGUUGCUUGGAGAAGACCACGGAUCGCGAAUUCGUGGAGAUGGAGGUGCCGUACAACGGUGCCCCGAAGAGGCCGGGCUCGCCAUCGCCCCUGACCUCCCCCGCGCACAGCACUGCCUCCAGGGGCGGCCUGCUGCAGUCCUGCUGCGGGCGCUGCUACCCCCAACGUUACCAGAGCUUGUCCUAUCAACUUACCUCGAACGAGAGCAAGGACAGAGUGGUGCUCAUAUAUGGCGACCGUAUACAGGUGCGGAAAAAGGACCUAAAGAAGCGCGAUUCCCACAUCUGCGACAUGCAGGCCUUACAGCCACUUCCGGCCCCCACCAACACCGCCAACACCGCGCCCGCCAUGACUACUUCCGGUGGGCAGCCACCGCUCCCGGUAUCGGAGACCGUUUGAAUCACGACGAUUACGAGAACCGAUCACGAUCGUCCGUGUGCGCGAUGCGCUAACCACGCAUUACCACACCACCACUCACCUCUAAACUCACCGCCGUCCUCCUCCACACCUGUACUCGCUGAACCCGAUGAACGAACCACGGCCGACCACGGUCGAAGCAACGUAAUAAAAACGAGCCGUUCGCCACGCGAGAUGGAGAUCGUCAUCAACGGUUCAACGGCAUUCCGAUCUGCAAUUUCAUAAGCGGAUUGAUUCACUCUACCGAGAGGACGGAACGAUCGUUUGUUAUUCGACGGGAUCUACAGAGGAUCUAGGAGGAAGAUCCGGGCUUCCGUUGGACGUCCCCUCGCGAUCUACGUCAUCGCGAUGCGAAUCGAUUACUAUCGAAUCGAAACGCGAGGAUCGACGCGCGGUUCCUCCUUUGCGAUCGUAGUUCCAUUAGAUCAUUUGCGUCGAUUCCGCAGAUUUCCAUUCGAAAAA
Molecule: messenger RNA, 3784 nt
Organism: Pogonomyrmex barbatus (red harvester ant)
Lineage: Eukaryota; Metazoa; Arthropoda; Insecta; Hymenoptera; Formicidae
Gene: Shal
Product: potassium voltage-gated channel protein Shal
Biological process (GO): action potential; protein homooligomerization; potassium ion transmembrane transport
Cellular component (GO): membrane; voltage-gated potassium channel complex
Molecular function (GO): A-type (transient outward) potassium channel activity; protein binding
Source: RefSeq, a predicted model, not a curated record